GGACUUCGCUCUCGUCUAUAAACCCGUCUCCCUCCUACCGAGAGCCGCCUCCGCCCACGCCGCGAAAACCCUAACCUCGACGACCGAAGAUCCUCUUCGGAGCAAUGGGGGCUUACAAGUAUGUGUCGGAGCUGUGGCGGAAAAAACAGUCGGACGUGAUGCGGUUCCUGCAGCGAGUAAGGUGCUGGGAGUACCGCCAGCUCCCGUCGAUCGUCCGUGUCACCAGGCCGACGCGCCCCGACAAGGCCCGGCGCCUCGGUUAUAAGGCCAAGCAGGGAUAUGUGAUUUAUCGUGUUCGUGUUAGACGUGGUGGCAGAAAGAGACCAGUGCCUAAGGGUAUUGUCUAUGGAAAGCCAAAGCAUCAGGGUAUCACUCAGCUGAAAUUUCAAAGAAACAAGAGGUCAGUUGCUGAGGAGAGAGCUGGAAGAAAGUUGGGAGGGUUGAGGGUGGUUAAUUCUUACUGGGUGAACGAGGACUCAACCUACAAGUAUUAUGAGAUUAUCCUUAUUGACCCAGCUCACAGUGCAAUCCGGAAUGACCCCAGGAUUAACUGGAUCUGCAAGGGUGUCCAUAAGCAUCGGGAGCUUCGCGGUCUCACUUCUGCUGGCAAGAAGUAUCGUGGCCUUCGUGGCAAGGGCCACCUGCACCACAAGGCUAGACCAUCUCGCAGGGCAACCUGGAAGAGGAACCAGACAUUGUCUCUCCGCCGUUACCGUUAGAAACUUUGAUUGUCGGAUUUACCUCGGACUUUGUUUGUUCAAAACUAGGAACUCGAGUUUUCCAUUUGAUUUGGGAACUUAUUUCGGUGCUUGUACUAGAACCAUGAAUGGCAGUGAUACUUUCCUUUCAUCAAAGGCAGUUCUUUUUCCAUUGCUUGAGAAA
Musa acuminata subsp. malaccensis (wild Malaysian banana) is the source of this 882-nucleotide messenger RNA. RefSeq names its product large ribosomal subunit protein eL15z. Gene Ontology annotation, molecular function: structural constituent of ribosome; RNA binding. Lineage: Eukaryota; Viridiplantae; Streptophyta; Magnoliopsida; Zingiberales; Musaceae. Gene Ontology annotation, biological process: cytoplasmic translation. The record is from RefSeq and is a predicted model, not a curated record. Gene Ontology annotation, cellular component: ribosome; cytosolic large ribosomal subunit.